AUCAAAAGAGCGAGGUUUGAAGUUGGCCGAAUGAGCGGCCCUUCAAGUCCCGCAGUAUGUUUUUCCCGUUUUUUCUGUACUUAAUAUUACUUUUUGGAGAUAUUAAGCGAUGUUCUUCGCACUCAGUAGUUACCGUUCAGCAUGGGAUAUUUACAAAUAUCACCAUCAAUGGGUUGGUCUAUGUUGAAGUCCAAAAUAUUCCUCUUGGGAGCAGAUUUGUUGUGUAUCAGCUUCACAGCCCAUUCAACCCACUUUUAGUGUCACUGUCUCCAUCAUUCACGUAUGAUUCGUUACAGUUUUCAGCCCACAGUGGUCUAGCCGGCUUUGUGGAGAACAAAACUACUUCGACUUUCUAUGUUUAUUCUUCGUAUACUCUCCCAGUCAAAGCAUGGGUUAAAGCUGUUGCAUACGGACCAGAGUUUCCCGUACCAGGGGGUUGUGGAGGUGACACUCAGAGUGGGAUCAUAAAUACAGCUGUUACUACUGACAUAAUAACUAAAAAUAUAAAUUUUUCAGGAUUGACUUCAAAUCGUGUUGACUUACUGAGCUACUGGACAUCUUCCCUCCGAUUUUUUGCAGCUUCUGUGCCCAAAGAAUCUGGGGGUUUUGCAUGUCCUAAUCUAAACGUUUCGGAUGAACAUCCUGGCGACCUUAUUUAUCACGUAUUCAGUACACCUUUAAUAACUGCUGGAGGCGCGUAUGGGGCGUUUAUAGAUCCUAAUCCAGAUGAAGUUGCUGUGGUCAUAAAUGGAAUGACGGAUUUCGGACACACGUCAUUCGGGGGCACUUACAUACGGUCCUUCCGUCUCAGUGAGCUUCCUUUUGAUGAUCAAUUUAUGUCUAACGUGCUUGUAUCACGCCGUCCAGCUACCGCAUAUAUUGUUUCUGUUGUUGUGGAGUACUCAGUUUCUGGUGGCACCUGGAAAGUGCCCUACGUUCCCGCAGUUCUUUUUGGAUGUCGUGCUGAAACUUUGUCACGCUUUUAUCGUGUUGGAUACAACCAACCCGCUUUAAAUGCCAGUUCUCAUGUAGACUGUGGCAUUCUUCCUAAAGAUACACCAAUUAUUCUGUUCCCCAUUGCUGUUUUACUUCUUGCGAGCUUUCUGUACGCCACUUCCUGCAACAUAUGGAUAUGGCCCCGUUGUGCUGUCAGCAUGAUGAUAAUGGCUUCCGUUAUUGGAUUAAUAUUCUUCUACAGAUUCUCAGAUGAUUACAGUAACACCCGCGUUAUUUUAAUCUCAAGUGCCUUACUGCCAGCUUUGUUUGCCCUAUUCAUAUUUGUAAUACUUUGGUGGCGUUGUAUUCGUCCUACUUUGCAUUAUCGCCGUGUGUUUGGGCGUGGUCCACUAGUAAAGGUGGGAAAUACCACAUCUGCUCUUGUUAAUGAGCCUUGGAAUUCAGAUGUAUUGGAUUAUAAUCAUGCAAAUGUCAGUGGUCCAUUUGAAUGUGCAUCACAAGCUGAACAUACAUCAACGAAUACUGUUAAUGUAUUACCUCUAUUGAAUGAAGAAGAGGCUAACAUUAGUAUGUUGCGAUCAGAUAAUAAUUCAGUAUCCCAGCAUUUAGUAAACCGAUAUAACAAUUCAAGCAGUCUUAAUGAUCUUACUAGUAAUGAUGAUAUCGACAGAGAUGAAAAUUAUGUUCGGAUUUAUGGUAUUCGACUUUUUCGCAGGCCUAGAGAUUGUUUAAAAUGCCCAAACAGUUCAUCUGGCCCAUAUAAACUCUUUGACUUACGACCUCGUCGUCUUGCUCGCCUGCCGCCUAUUUUACCUGCAACAUUUAUCUUCAUCGGUUAUCUCUGUAUAUCUCUUGACCGUGCUCUCAAAUUGGACAGGUCUGCGGUUUCAUUUUUCGCCUUUUCUAUCAUAAUGUCAGCAUUGUUGAUGGGUUUGCUGAGUAUAUUUAAAAACUUUGCAUUCGGUAUUUCAACUGCCUUUGUAGGCUUCUACACAACAUUAUGUUGUGCAAGCUUCUUUCUCAUCCCGAACAGCUUAUUACCUCACAUUGUAAUCGAAUACUUCUUAAGGCUUACUUGGUUCGAUAUAAGAUUGCCUACUCUACGUAUUGAAUUCUACGGUCUGUAUGAUGUCAUUCUUCUUUUUAUCUGGUUUGUUGGAAGUAUUUUCUUUGGUUUGUUGACAUUGUGUCUAGUACGUUUGCAAGAUGCCCGUGAGUUAGCCGAAGCCCAUCAUUACAGUACAGUGAAUACAGAACUACCAUAUGCCAGUGUACAUGGUUUAAAUCGUGUAAGUGCUACUAGCGAUAGUACCUCUUUAUUGGGUGGUGUUGUUAGUGGUGGUGAUAUUAGACCAAGUUCAAGAUCUUUGCGUUAUGUACCUCGUAUAAUUCCUGUGCCGUGUUUAAGUCCAAAUUUGAAUUCCAGAAGUAAUAUGCACACUUCGCAUUCAUCUCUAAGGCUACAUGAAAAAGUAGAUGGGGAAAAUGCAAUAGAUGACACCACGACUGGUAAUUACUGUCGUCCAUCCAAUUCAUCCACACCAAAAGUUUUAACAGAAAAUCAACCAUUAUUGCAAAACCGAUUUUACAGUAAUUAUGGUGGUUUAAGAAGCAACAGUGCUGGACCUCCAGUUUUACUGCCAUUGAGUAGAGUUCAACUGGCCGCUGCUGCUGCUUCUACUGCUUCGCAUUCUAUGUCAUUCACUCCAUCAUCAACUGCACAUAAUAAUCAAACAAUAGGACCAACUCAAUCAAACACGAUAGAAGAUGAAAUAAAUCCUUUCCAUACUCCUCUAGAAUAAAAUUCACAAACUUCACAAUAUUUUAUUUAUUUUACUUAAUAUAUAUAUUUUAUACAUCAUUCUAUCCAUGUGUUUUUAAUACCUUUAUCUAUUCUAUUUAUAUAUUUAUUACCAUUUAUCAAGAUUUGUCUUUCAGUUAUAAUAUUAACCUGAGUCGGAAAUCUGCAUUCAAAAGAACCUUACAUUACUAGGAUGCGACUGAUUGCUGCAAAAUUCUGGUUGUGAGAGCAGUUACCCUAUUGAUUACUGAAAUACAGUUCUAAUAUAUUAUAAUAGAAAAUUUUUUAACGGUAGUGUAAUAGUACGACAGUGUCUGGUUGUGAAGGAAGUGUCGAGGUAGUCUGGUGUACUAAUCAAGCCACGCUACUCGAACUCACGUAGCUCACGGGGUGUUGUCAGCUGAAGUGAUGACAAUGUUCGCUAACACAUAGGAUUAGGUUGGAAAACAGUUAGGGGUUACCAAAUCAAACACCUGGAAUCAAUCUAUAAAGUUUUUGACUAUUGGUUUAAGCCAACCAUGUAGAGGGAGUUGUAUACUGCCUGAUUGGGGUCACUGCGAUUUUCGGAAUCCAUAAUAGCUGGAGACUGUUGGUGUUAUAGCUCAAAGUGUAUUCCCCCAAUCGUGCAGGUGUAUUCACUUCCUGUAAUCUCUCAUAUCCAUAAAGUCGUCAUGUGCUCUCAUGUUUUACUACUCUUUCUCCCGUACCUUUAUGGUUAUUAAAGUUCCUUUGAAUAUCUCUUUUUCUUUCUUCUCACCUUUGUGUGCUACAUGGAGUGUGACAACUUGAUGAACUAUGUUUUAUGUUAAAACUCAGUCAGUGUUUGAAUUACAUUUCUCGCUUAAGAUUUAACUUAUUUCACCAAGACUCAUCUUCACUGGCGUUGAUGUGACAACAUAUUAGCAAUUUACAGUGCAAUCAAUAACUGUCUAUUGUUUUACCUGAGAUUGAUAAGCCUUUUUGUGGAUUUAUGAUUGACUUCAUGUAAACGCGCAAGGUUUGAUUGCGAAUUUCGCUGAAUUACACCAUCAGUCACAUACAUAAUUUAUCGAAAUGCCUAUCAAGGACUGAGUAUGUUUCUUAGCCGUGUACUGUCUUCUACAUCAUAUCAG
Molecule: messenger RNA, 3870 nt
Organism: Trichobilharzia regenti
Lineage: Eukaryota; Metazoa; Platyhelminthes; Trematoda; Strigeidida; Schistosomatidae
Source: the annotation of a GenBank genome assembly